Molecule: messenger RNA, 1944 nt
Organism: Cydia strobilella
Lineage: Eukaryota; Metazoa; Arthropoda; Insecta; Lepidoptera; Tortricidae
Gene: isoQC
Product: glutaminyl-peptide cyclotransferase
Exons: 5
Coding region: 42-1073 (343 amino acids)
Molecular function (GO): glutaminyl-peptide cyclotransferase activity; zinc ion binding
Source: RefSeq, a predicted model, not a curated record
UCAGUUUCACACGUACACGUCCGGAACGGAAUCCAGUCAACAUGUCGCGGUUUUUCACGUAUAUCGCGUCCGCUGUGCUGUGUUUUAGCUUAGUUAAUACUAACAAUGCUCUUAAAUUUUAUCAGGAAAAGAACUUUCAUGAAGCUCAAGAAUUAACAGACCAGGACAUUAGAAACAUAGCCGCCAUGUCUGACAUGACACAUUUUAGAACUGUCCUUGACAAGAUCAUGAUCCCUAGAGUGGUUGCGACACCCAACCAUGCCAAAGUGAACAAGUUCAUCAAGAAAGAGAUGACUGCUCGAGGUUGGAAUGUGACAGAAGAUGCAUUUGAUGAUCAUACACCAGUUUUUGGCACAUUGCGAUUUAAGAACAUAAUUGCCACAUUGAAUCCAAAUGCAGACAGAUAUUUGGUGCUGGCAUGCCAUUAUGACAGUAAACAUACGAGGGAACAUGUGUUUAUUGGUGCAACAGAUUCCGCAGUACCUUGUGCCAUGAUGAUAAAUCUAGCCAAAGUAAUGGGCCCAAAGCUAGAGAAAUUAAAGCAGGCCAACCUGAGUCUCAUGUUCAUAUUCUUUGAUGGAGAGGAGGCCUUCCGGCAAUGGGGGCCUACAGACUCCAUCUAUGGCGCACGGCAUUUGGCCAAGCAGUGGCAUGGAAUGUCUUAUAAGGAUGGCGCUAAUCAUUUGCAGAGGAUGGACGUCCUAGUGCUUCUAGACCUCCUAGGCGCCCCAGACCCAGUGUUCUACAGCUACUUCCAGUCGACAGAGAAGUGGUACGUGCGGCUGGCGAGUGCAGAACAGCGGCUGGCUGAGCUGGACCAGCUCGGAGGCUACACUAAGGGCAGGGCGGAGCAGACCUACUUCAGGCUGUCAAGCUCCAGGUCUUUUGUGGAAGAUGACCAUAUCCCGUUCUUGAGGAGAAACGUGGACUGCCUCCACAUAAUCCCAUCCCCGUUCCCCGACGUGUGGCACACCGCCGGCGAUGACGGCUCGGCGCUGGACUUCACCACCAUCGAGAACCUCAACAAGAUCAUGCGAGUGUUCGUGGCAGAGUACCUGCACACGCAGGCCUAGCGGUACAACCGAUGGCGGCUUUGGAGGGUUAUACCUACUUAAUCAGUUAUUUCGAAUUAGACAUUCCUACAAUGAAGUUGCCGUUUAAGAGCCUUCGAUGUUAUUUUCCUUUAUAAAGGACAACAGUUUUGGACCGUGCAAUAAAUUUGACAUCAAAUUUGGAUGUAUGAUAUUAUUGUCCUUUAAAAAAGACAUGCUUUUGGAACAACGAAAAUCCAUGGAUUCUAUCAACGAGACCUUUACCCAGGUCAUGCGAGUGUUUGUAUCGAAGGACACGUAGGCAAAGGCCAUACUACGAGUAUGCUCUGGCGUCUGUGUAAGGUCAGGUCAGGUCAGGUCUUGUAAGUCUUGUAACUUAGUGUUCUACAUUCCGAAUUAAUUAAAAAUAUAAAUGUUUGUGAGUUUGACUACGGGAUGUCUGGUACACUUAAUUGGUUGUGUAUGAAGGAUUUUAUAAUAAUUUAUCUGAUUGUGGUGUCAGAUACAGAUUUUGUCAAUGGAUUUUUCGCAGUACUAUAUGAACAUUAUGAAUGUUUGUUGUAUUGUACUUAAAUUGAGUCUUUUCAAAAGUGCUUAUUUCUCUAUAAACACGAUACAAAUAUAAGCCCUUUUAAAAACUGUAGUAAAAUUUACAGUGAUAUUAUGUUUUAUUUGUUCGCUUUAAUAAAUGAUUAUACACAGUUAUCUAAUAAAAAUUAUCAAGUGUACUAAUUAUGUGUAAAUUAAGUAUAAGUAAGUACCAACUUCAAUUUUAUGUCGUCUGAUGCAAAUUAUCUAGACAACUGACUAUUUAUAAUAAAAUUCUUUAAUUUAAAGAAAAUAGAAAAUAAAUAGGUACAUGGAGGAUUACUUUAUGACAACAGCUCUUAAC